Penicillium paradoxum is the source of this 5889-nucleotide messenger RNA. RefSeq names its product 1-phosphatidylinositol 4-kinase STT4 (gene stt4). Gene Ontology annotation, molecular function: 1-phosphatidylinositol 4-kinase activity. Gene Ontology annotation, biological process: phosphatidylinositol phosphate biosynthetic process; phosphatidylinositol-mediated signaling. The transcript is spliced from 4 exons. NCBI's taxonomy places the organism in Eukaryota, Fungi, Ascomycota, Eurotiomycetes, Eurotiales, Aspergillaceae. The coding region runs from base 1 to 5889 and encodes 1962 amino acids. Gene Ontology annotation, cellular component: plasma membrane; cytoplasm. The record is from RefSeq and is a predicted model, not a curated record.
AUGGACGGCCUCUCAGGUGGAAUCAGACGUUUGGCUUUCCAAAAACUAGCUGCGUUGGCAGUUGAGGCGCCCCGCGAUGAAUCGGAGCUCACUCGCCUUGCGGACCAGUCUCGGUUGAGUCGUCAGCCCGAUGGUGCCUUGAAUGGUAUUUUGAGGGACCAGGCCCCUAUAUCUCAGGUUCCAAUGGGCAUCCGCGAGCUCGAUGUCCUCCUGGCCCUAUGCAAAGCAGCCUCCUCGGUAAACGACCCAGAAAAUGCUGCUCGAUUGAUGUCACAACUCUCUCGAUAUCUGCCGGAAUCCCACAGUCAGCUAUUCCGGCCGUCGCCCUUUCUGCAUAGUGUAAAGCCGUCGCCUUGGGAAACCCUAACAUACAAUUUGGUCAUCGCACUUUUGUCACUAGGAACCAAGUAUCCAGACAUUCGCACAACGGCUCUUCGGGCCGUGCACAGCUAUCUGAAUAACUGCACUGAGGCUAUCAAAGCAGUCACGCCUUUCCAAUAUUCUAGAUCUGAGACGGGGCGGCAAGGCGUUGUACAUGAAUCUCUUGCCGUGUUGUCAAUUGCAGUUUCCCUUGUUGGGUUCAUGGAAGCCUCAGCCGAGCAUACUUCUAUCUGGCAUGCGAGCGAGAAAUUACAGAUUGUCGAUAAUCUGCGUGCAAUGUUGUCCGAGCCUUUUAUAAUUGCAGUUGAGACGGCUUCAUCCACCAUUCGCAAUGCCAACGUUGCGGAACAUGCUUUCAGUGACUGGAGAAAAUAUACUCGUCGAUACGCUGCUCAUGGUCGCCCCUUGGGUGCUAUGCUCGUACAAGAAGGCUUCAUGCGCUUUGUAAAGUCAUGCGCAGCAUCUCUGAUCGGCUUCCAGCAUUUGACUGAUGAUCAGCUCUUGGACGACUACAUGACUGGUGUCGGUAUUGCCAAGAGUUAUGAUGAGGCAGAUAUUGCUCUAGUCGAGCGCGUCACUGAUAUCAUUAGCGAGGAAAUCCACUUGCUAGAGGAUGGCUCCGAUUAUCUGCAAGUUGGCUCACCUUGGCAGCAGCGCCUUGCCUUCUCUGUGAAGGGCCAUGCUCUGGUAGGCUUCCUGAACUGCGUGAUUCUUGGCGAAGAUUUAACCAAUAACGAUAUGUUGCUGUCCUGGCUCGAGGAUACUUUGCUCGAUCCCCAGCAAAUGUCGAACGUGGAGCUAUCUGUGACCGUUUUGAAAUGCACCGCCAUUCUUGCAAGAAUGUCGCCGAAUGGUGCAUCUAUUGGAAGACGGUGUCUUUUGAGAUUCUUGGCCCAAGGAGGUGUGUCAGCUCGUUCCACCGUCGCUGUCGCCUCCCGGUGCCUCGCUCAAAUCCUGACUAUCCUUUCCGAGGAUGCUGUGAUCACUACCCUCUAUUCACUUGGCAAUGCACUAAGCCCGAGCACGAAUGUGGAUCAAUCUAGCCAGGAUCAACUGAUCGGGGAUCAUACCGGACCCGGAAUGAACCUUGAGGCAUACCCGAAGAACGCAAGCCAGACUUCGCUCUCGGCCAAUGGUGAGGACGACACCGUGACCUACAGAAAUGUCAUCCAUGCCAUUGUGACAGUUGCAACUCACUGCAAUGAUGGGAAGAUCAGUGCAUUGGCUCAAUCUAUGCUUCUCCAAAAGAUUGGCAAGAUCAAUAUCACGGUGGAUGCCUUUAUCAUUCAGGAGACUGCCGUUCUUGCUUUAAGCGGCGGACAAGCUGAGUUCCAGCUUCUGUUGAAAUUCUACGCACGUAUCUACCUUGACGGCAUCAACAAGGGACUAGAUACUAUCUCUGAUGCUGUCCAGUGCGCCAUGGCUUACCUCUCGAUCACUUUGGACCAGAAGUCUCCACUUCACAGACUUUAUCUAGUCCAUCUGUUAGAAAGCAUUAUCAACAAAGGUGAUGUGCCAGACCGUGAAAAUGAACGCCACAAGGAAAUUGUUUUUGCUGCAGAUGAUAUCACUCCACUUCUGAAACCGCUCGCUCUGCUCCUUUCCUCCAAGGGCAGCCCUACCGGGGCUUCCUGGUCGAUCCUGGACUAUGAUGAAACUAUUCUAACACUGUUCCGUGAUGCUUGGUUCAAUAUCGCCAUUCAUGGGAUAUCCCUUAGCUCUAGUGUUGCCCAGCGGCACCACAAGGAACUUCGCAUUCUUGCACAUCACUCCCCGCCCUUGGUGGCCGAGAAUCACAUGGACUCGCUGGAGAGCGAUGUAGAAUUGAACACUGUGCUCAGACGUGGGAUGGGACCGCAGCGAGUCAUGGAGCAGAAGAAAGCAUUGGUCUCCGAACUUCCUGGCCGUGAAUCCGAUAUCAAGCGACUGGACUAUUCAAGAGCAGUGUUUCUCAAUGCUGUGAUCUUGGUCGAAAGCCUCCGAGCCUCUUCAGGGGACUCUACCAAGAUUCUUAGUUAUUUUCUUGAUCCUGCAUUGGCCACACCAGAGAUGGUCGUAUGCACCAAUGCUGUUGCGGACAAAGCGGUCACCAGUUAUCUGUCCUUAACACUCUCCGGGGAACAUGAUGAGUUUUCUGCCCCUUACCUGUCCAAGCAGCUGGCUGGGUUCCUGGUGGCCUGCUGUCAUCGCAUUGAAAGAGUUCAGAGUAUUGCGACACAAUGUGCGGAUAAAAUCAUUCGUGAAUGCCCUUCUGCCUUGUGUGAAAAGCAUUCACUCUUUGCUUUGCUUGAAAUUCUGACAGUCAUGUGGUCUUCCUGUCUUCAAGGAGAACUUGAUGAGUUUGAGUGGAAACCGUCUUUGGUUUCUCCCAUGGGCAUUGUCAAGGUUGAACUGCCGGACAACUAUGCACUGAGAAGAGCAACUCUGAAUCGAUUCCAUGAACGAGCAAGAACUUGGGUAACCACCGUCUUGAACAUUGCCCCACUAGAUAUCAAAGGAUUACUCCAAACCUAUCUUUCCGAAUACGAUGACGAUGGUGGCUAUGGACAUAUUUCAAUGGGACGUUCAUUUGCUCUCGAAAUGGGUUCCCUGAUCCCACAAAGUGACCCACGACUUGGGUCCAUCGAUGGCUACGGAAGCACACAGUUCAAUGUCGCAUCUGAUUUUAUGGCACUAUACACAACACGCCAGAAAUACCGGCGACCAGAUAUGCCUUCUCUCGGUGGGCUGGACGGGGAAUCCUACAGCCAAUGCGUUGAUCAACCUCGCGUCGAUAAUCUUCCCGAAUCUACUGAGUCUUUGGAAAAGAUUCUUGGUCGCCUCUACGAACGGAGCAUCGCUGGCGAGGAAAUUUCUGUGGUGGAGGUUAGAAAUGUACUUCGGCAGGCUGCGGGACUUAUUUGCAGCAGCAGCAAGCCACGACUCUCUGUGGUCCAUUACUUGGUCGCGUUGCCUUUCCAGAUUUUCACCAAAGAGACCAUCAAACUGGGUGUAUCCCUCUGGCUUGGGGUUAUUCAUGAGAACCCAAGCACCGAGCCACGAAUCCUAUGUGAAGUCAUCGAGGGGUGGGAGAGAAGCAUGAAGCGCCGCAAAGGAUUGUUUGAUCCUACCUUCGAAUACCUCGACCCACUCCACACUAGAAUUGAACUUUUGCCAACUGACAAGGAUCUCAUGCUCCGGAUGCAGCAAAAGGCUCAAGAUACUGUCUCGCCGCAUCUACGCGUUCUUCAUUUCUUCGAAAGCCAUUUCAAUGCUAUUCGUCUAGGAAAUUUGCAGGAUCAACAGCUUUUCUGUCGCCUAAUCAGUAGCACGGUUGUUGGUCUCUCAAAAUCUCAGGGGCAUCCGUUGGCGAGGGAAAUCCAUUUCCGCAUUGUGCUCCUUGGUCUCAGAGUUCUGAGACAUCUCAGUCCUCGAAACAGCGGUGCAUCGUGGAAACUGAAAGAUCAGAUAUUAUCUGCUGCUCUGAGUUGGUUUAGACAUCCUCCAAGGUGGUCAUUCGGAGGUAAUCGCCUACAGAUUAAAGCAGAAGAUCGAAUUCUCAGCGAGGUCACGGCGGUUCUACGAAGCGUUGCGGGAAUUGCUGCUCUUGCACAAGGGUCGUACAAAUCUUUGCAGCCUAAACAAGAAUUGCUUCAAGUCCUCGUGGAGAAUGAACGAUCUCGCCUUCGGGUUUGGCUCUUUCCCCUAGAACCGGAGCGAAAGCACCAUAUGCCUUCCAUUGGUGGCAAGAGUCCUGAUGAAGGCCCCGUAUCUUUACUUCGGCUUGCCUGGGCGGAAAAUGCAGGGUUGGCUAUUCAGAUGGCUACUCGGUUCCCCUCGACCAAAAUGCAGACUGAUAUUAGGUCAUUGAUACUGAAUUUCCCGGAGAAAGUCAUCGAAGAACCAAGCGCCCUGGAGAUUAUGUUCGACAACUCUUUACCUGCCGAUGUUGGUCCGCAGUUGAAAUACAUGCUAUAUUGGGCUCCUGUCACUCCUACGGAGGCUAUUACAUAUUUCAUGCCUGCUUACGGCAAUCAUCCCUACAUCUUGCAGUACGCCAUGCGGGCGUUGGAGAGUUAUUCAAUGGAUGUUCGGUUCUAUUUUGUACCGCAACUGGUGCAGGCUCUACGCUUCGAUGCUCUGGGUUAUGUAGACCGCUACAUUCUCGAAACAACCAAGUUAUCUCAGCUGUUUGCUCACCAGGUUAUUUGGAACAUGAAGGCCAACUCCUUCAAGGACGAGGAUUCUCAAAUACCCGAUCCGAUCAAAGACACACUUGAUCGUUUCCUUGAUAACUUGAUUUCAAGCUUCUCAGACGAAGAGCGUGCUUUCUAUGAGAGAGAAUUCUCAUUCUUCAACGAAGUCACGGGUGUCUCGGGCAAACUUCGCCCCUAUAUCAAGAGAAGUAAACCCGAGAAAAAAGAGAAGAUUGAGGAGGAAUUGCGUAAGAUCAAGGUGGAAGUCGGAGUGUAUCUUCCUAGCAACCCCGACGGCGUAGUUGUGGGCAUUGACCGGAAAUCUGGUAAACCGUUGCAGAGUCACGCAAAGGCACCUUAUAUGGCGACAUUCCGCAUUCAGAAAACACGGCCACGAUUGAUUGAAAAGGCCGAGGCCGAUUCUAGUGACCAUCACCACCAGCAUCAACGGCAAUUGACCAAUCAUUCCGAGCCUGAGCAGGAGACCUACGAAGUUUGGCAGUCGGCAAUUUUCAAGGUCGGUGACGAUUGUCGUCAGGAUAUGCUUGCCCUGCAGAUGAUUGCGGCUUUUAGAAGCAUUUUCACCAGCGUUGGCUUGGACGUUUGGGUCUACCCUUACCGAGUGACCUCAACAGCGCCUGGCUGUGGUGUGAUCGACGUGCUUCCCAACUCCAUUUCUCGCGAUAUGCUCGGUCGCGAGGCAGUUAACGGGCUGUAUGACUACUUUGUGUCCAAGUAUGGAGGCGAAGACUCUAUUAAAUUCCAAGAGGCGCGGACCAAUUUUGUCAAGAGUAUGGCUGCCUACUCAGUCAUAUCCUACCUGCUGCAAUUCAAGGAUCGGCACAAUGGAAACAUUAUGAUUGACGACGCUGGCCAUAUCAUUCACAUUGAUUUUGGAUUCUGCUUUGACAUUGCGCCGGGCGGCGUGCGAUUCGAGCGAGCACCGUUCAAACUGACCUCCGAGAUGGUCGCUGUCAUGAGUGGAACUCAUGAUCCAGCCCACCAUCAGGGCGGCAUCAACUUGCCAGGCAGUUCCCAUAACCCGACCACCACGCAGCCAUACCGGUGGUUUGAGUCGUUGGUGGUGAAGGCAUUCCUUGCAUCGCGCCCGUAUAGCACGAAGCUGGCCCAUAUUGUAUCCCUCAUGCUUGACAGUGGUCUUCCAUGCUUCAAGCCCGAAACACUGAAAAACUUCCGUGACCGGUUUGUUCUGGACAAAAGCGAGCGCGAUGCCGCCGAGUACAUGCGCGAACUUACACGCAAAUCGUACAUGAGCGUAUCAACCAAGGGUUAUGAUCAGUUCCAACUCAUGACCAACGGUAUUCCUUACUAG